GAUGUCGCCAGCUUACCCAGCAGUUUUUCCUACCACAAUGGAUCGACCUGGGAACAAUAUGUGCUGCGGUCGUUUCUUGCAAAGCAUGUGAUUGACACAGCAUGCUUGACAUUUCAGUUCUACCAACCUAUCUGACGCCCAACGCUGUGCCACAUUUCUUUCUGGGUGAAAUGAUGUACACACAUCAUUGGCACGAGUUGCAUCUAGUACAGCGCCACCAGGCAGACGAGCAGGGUUCGUGCCGCGCCGCGCUGCGCCACCAUGAACCCCGCCUCCACGAAGGGUGCGACUGUACGCGAAUCAGUUUUCCUAUCUCUCGCUCAGAUACAUCGUCGCCUCACUUUUUAUUGUUCGAUUCCCACUCGGCCAGCCUUGCGCAAUGAUCCCCGGACCGGACGGGUCACUCUGCACUAGCCGUCUUUGAUGGCCUGCCAUAAAUCCGCCAUGUACAGAUAGAUACAUAGCUCGACUACCGCGGCCGUUCCAGAG
Messenger RNA from Aspergillus fijiensis CBS 313.89, 489 nucleotides. RefSeq lists its product as uncharacterized. The record is from RefSeq and is a predicted model, not a curated record. NCBI's taxonomy places the organism in Eukaryota, Fungi, Ascomycota, Eurotiomycetes, Eurotiales, Aspergillaceae. Bases 102 to 383 code for a protein of 93 amino acids. The transcript has a single exon.